CGUUGGUGGAACGUGGAAUACAGGAGUGCUGCAUUUGCGGAGGUCAGUAUGUCGGGAGUUGCGCAGAAUGGGCCACGUCUCGUGCUCUGCUCCGAGAGAUACACUGUCCUCAUACUGAUUCGAUAGCUUUUUUCUUGUUUGUCUAUCGAGAGAAAAAAAAUAAUCCCGCCAGAGGUUUUUUUCUAAAAAGACGACAAGAUGGCACCGCCUUGGAAAAUCAGCGCAGAGGAGGAGCUUGAGAAAAAUCCCAAGUUGAAACGUGAAGACCUAAUGGAAAUAAAGCGGUGGAUCAAGGAGCAACCACAUCUUGCAUUGACACCCAUUGAAGAUGAGAUAAUUUUGCACUUCUUACACGCCACAUUCUACAAUGUAGAAGCAGCCAAAAAAACAUUAGACUACUUCUAUUAUUACAAGGUGACAAUGCCAGACUUCUUUUCCGGUUGGGAUCCUUUACAACCUGAUAUACAAGAAAUGAUAAAUGAAGUCUUAAUUGCAGCACCACUGCCGAUACCGAAUAAUGAAGGUUUAAGGAUGAUAAUAUGCAAGUUGGAUGAUAAUUCGAAAAAGUUUAAUUAUCCAUUGUGCGUAAAAUGGCUUUUAAUGACAUCAAUGCAUGCAAUAUGGAAACUGGGUAUCCAACCAGGAUUUAUUCUGGUUUAUGAUGCUGCUGGUUUUAGUCUAUCGCAUUGCUUUAAAUGUUCUUUAAGCCAAGCGAAAAAUUACAUCGAUUUUGGAAAGAACGCUGCUCCUAUGAGAGUAGUAAAAGUUGUAUUUAUUAAUACAAGUCCAGUCGUAGAAAAAAUGUUGACAUUGGUGAAGCCUUUUUUGAACAAGGACUUGAUAAACAUGAUGUCAUUUCACUCAAAACCAGACACAUUUUUCAAAGAUUUGCCCAAAGAGAAUGUACCAGAGGAUUACGGAGGGACUUUAGCACCGCUGAGUUCUUUACAUCGAAAAUACGUGGAGGAAGUGACUGAAAACAGAGACUGGUUGAUGAAAGAGGAAAAAAUCAAAUGUGAUAAAAGCAAAAGAGGCAGCCCCAAGAAAGAAAAACAGAAAGAAAAGGUCGAGAGUUCUCUUAAAGGCUUGGAAAUAGAUUAGAUAAUUAAAUGUAAAAA
Messenger RNA from Cimex lectularius (bed bug), 1118 nucleotides. RefSeq lists its product as uncharacterized. The record is from RefSeq and is a predicted model, not a curated record. The transcript is spliced from 7 exons. Gene Ontology annotation, molecular function: phosphatidylinositol bisphosphate binding. NCBI's taxonomy places the organism in Eukaryota, Metazoa, Arthropoda, Insecta, Hemiptera, Cimicidae. Gene Ontology annotation, cellular component: membrane. Bases 199 to 1101 code for a protein of 300 amino acids.